AUGACUUCCUCGGCACCGCCGCUGACCGCGGGCGACGAGGAUGUCACGGCGUCCCCACAGCGGCUCUUGCUGCUUGGAACAAACCCGUCUGAGGGCCGCAGUAGGGACAUCAUGGCUUCCUCGCCGCCACCGCCGAAAGCAGGCGGCAAGGAUGCCACGAUGUUCUCGCGGCAGCCCUCGCUACCUGGGAGCAGAACUGCUCGAGGGCCGUGGCAGGGACGCCGUGAUGGGCCGAAGCGGACGGCGAACGCGCCCACGUCCUCCUUUCUUCUCACCUCGCCACCCCACGGGCUACGCCCAAGCGCUGCCCUGUUCCCUUGCUGUUUUCCUCAACUCCGGCGGACUUCCUCCGAUUGCACGGAGUGUGACGCUGAGUGCUAUCAGGAGUGUGAUUCUUGCUGCGAGUACUCAGAAGUGGCUGAAGAAAAUGCUAAGUUGAAGAAGCAGACUGAGGCUGGUAUACUCAAGUGUCACCAAGGGAUUGAAACCUUGAACCAGAUUCUUGGUCUUCAAAUUCCUCGCCGACGCAAGGAUGGUAUCGGUUUUCAGAGGAAGUACAAUGUUAAUGGUGAUGCUUGGCUCCCUAAGCAAUAUCCCCCUACAAAGUUUGUCCAGGGAAGAGGGAAGUACACUGAGGUUCCUCCAUUUGUGGGAAAUCUGAAUCCCCGUAAGGAUGCUUCAAAGCGUCCCAAUAGUUCACGUGCUUACCCGAUAUUCCAUGUUGAUGAAUCUUACAUUCUGAAGAUGGGUAAGGAUAAUAAAGUGAGAGCUAAUUUCACUGGAACCAUAAUGCGUGGAGAACAUGCAAAACCUCAAAUCUGGGUGCCAAAAUCUGUCAUUACAUUUUUCCGUAAUGCCCUGUGUUCUUCAAGUUCUACUAACAUGCAGGAACCCAUGAAAACAUGGGUGCCUAAACGAGCCUAACUUUCUUCGUAGGCAUAUGCAUCUGGAGGAAGAGAAUGGGUCAUGGACUCCGGAUGUACGAAUCACAUGACCGGUGAGAAGAAAAUGUUUAGCUCUUUAGAACUUGGUCCUCAACAUCAUGAGAACAUCACUUUUGAUGACAAUGGUAAGGGAAAGGUAAUCGUUCUCGGCAAAAUUGCUAUUUCCAAGGAAAAUGACCUGGCUAUCAAUGAAGUACUUCUUGUUGAAUCACUUGGAUAUAAUCUUCUAUCAGUUGCUUAACUAUGUGAUAAUGGACUAAUCGUUUGCUUCACAAGACAAUAUGUCUAUGUUACUUCAGAAAAGGAUAACUCUUUUGUCUUCAGAGGGCGAAGAAAGGGUAACCUCUAUCUUGUAAAUUUUGAAGACUCCGCAUACUCACCCCCUACGUGUCUAGUUGCAAAAUCCUCACUAGGGUGGCUCUGGCAUAGAAGACUCGGUCAUGUGGUGUAACAUCCCAAAAUUUCAAAGUUUUACAUGAGCAUUACAUCCAUAAGCAUCAUGCCACAAUUGCAUGUUUGAAUUCAAAUUUAAAUCACAAAAGACUUUAAUAGAUUUUGUUUACAC
Molecule: messenger RNA, 1509 nt
Organism: Brachypodium distachyon (stiff brome)
Lineage: Eukaryota; Viridiplantae; Streptophyta; Magnoliopsida; Poales; Poaceae
Exons: 4
Coding region: 1-924 (307 amino acids)
Source: RefSeq, a predicted model, not a curated record